GAGAUGGAGAAGGAGGAUGAAGGGGGCUGGCGGAGGGCCGGGAGAGGAGGAAAAGCAGGAUCCGCGCUGAGCUGCUCGGGCAGCUGCUGCUCCUCGCUGGCAAUGGCUGUGAAAAAUCCCACAGCAGUUGAACGAGCAAAUUUAUUGAAUAUGGCUAAACUGAGUAUUAAGGGACUCAUUGAAUCUGCUCUGAGCUUUGGAAGAACUCUUGAUUCUGAUUACCCACCUUUGCAACAGUUCUUUGUUGUUAUGGAGCAUUGCCUGAAACAUGGUCUUAAAGUAAGAAAAUCUUUUCUAAGUUACAAUAAAACAAUAUGGGGCCCUUUGGAGCUUGUAGAGAAAUUGUACCCAGAAGCUGAAGAGAUUGCUGCCAGUGUGCGAGACUUACCUGGUCUGAAGACUCCACUGGGACGUGCUCGCGCUUGGUUACGACUGGCGCUGAUGCAGAAAAAGAUGGCGGACUAUUUACGGUGUCUUGUCAUUCGGAGAGACCUUCUCAGUGAAUUCUAUGAGUAUCAUGCCUUGAUGAUGGAAGAAGAAGGAGUCGUCAUUGUCGGGUUGCUUGUUGGCUUAAACGUAAUAGAUGCCAACCUGUGUGUGAAAGGAGAAGACUUGGAUUCACAGGUUGGUGUGAUUGAUUUCUCUAUGUAUCUGAAGAAUGAAGAUGAUAUUGAAAGCAAAGAAAGAAAUGACCAAAUCUCUGCUAUAUUGGAUCAAAAGAAUUAUGUUGAGGAAUUAAACCGGCAACUGAAUGGCACAGUCAGCAGCCUCCACGCACGCGUCGAUUCACUGGAGAAAUCAAACACUAAACUAAUUGAAGAGUUAGCAAUAGCCAAAAAUAACAUCAUCAAACUUCAAGAAGAAAAUCAUCACUUAAGAAGCGAGAAUACACUCAUUCUAAUGAAAACACAGCGGCAUCUAGAGGUGAACAAAGUGGAUGCUGAAGCAGAACUCCAGACGUACAAACACUCCAGACAGAGCCUGGAUGAAAUGUACAAUGAAGCACACCGGCAGCUUCGGGAAGAAUCACAACUGAGACAAGAUAUAGAGAGUGAACUGAUGGUUCAAGUCGGUAUGAAGCAUGAAAUAGAACUUGCAAUGAAGUUGCUGGAGAAAGAUAUACAUGAAAAACAAGAUACCCUUAUAAGUCUGCGGCAACAGCUGGAGGAAGUCAAAGCAAUAAAUGUAGAAAUGUACCAAAAGUUGCAGGGGUCUGAUGAUGCCUUGAAAGAGAAGAAUGAAAUAAUUGGUCGUCUGGAGGAUAAAACGAAUCAGAUCACUGCAACUAUGAAGCAGUUGGAGCAAAGAUUGCAGCAAGCGGAGAAGGCUCAAAUGGAGGCAGAGAAUGAGGACAAGAGAUUUAAGCAAGACUAUAUGAGUAAAUCUGAAAGUCUGCAGAAAGAAAUUGCCCAAAAGGAGAAACAAUUGAGUCAGCUAGAGACAGAUUUGAAAAUAGAAAGAGAAUGGCGGCAAACCAUGGAAGAAGACAUUAAAAAGGAAAAAGAAACAUCCUCCUCCUUGAAGAUAGAGACCCAGCAAAUCAUUCCACUUAAAAAGGAGUUCCUAAAAGUACAGGAAAAAAACAAGCACUUGAAAAAUCUAUGCCACGACCAAGAAGAAGCUCUCCAAGAACUAGCUGGCAAACUGAGCGAGUCAAAGCUUAAAAUAGAAGAUAUUAAAGAAGCAAACAAAACGUUGCAGGGGCAGGUCUGGCUAAAGGACAAAGAAGCUACUCACUGUAAAUUAUGUGAAAAGGAGUUUUCUCUAUCCAAAAGGAAGCAUCACUGUAGGAACUGUGGAGAAAUUUUCUGUAAUGCCUGCUCUGACAACGAACUGCCUUUACCAUCCUCACCGAAGCCCGUACGAGUUUGUGAUUCCUGUCACGCGUUGCUCAUACAGAGGUGUUCUUCCAACGUGCCAUGAAUGCCAUUUGCGGACUUACAAAGUAUUGUACUUCUACUACGGUGGUUGAUAUCACAAGUAUUGCUGUAAAGAUUUGUGCAGCCCAGGCUAACGCUUUUGUAAAUUCCAAACCAUCUAACCACCAGAUGCAAACCAUUGUGCCAUUGUGAUAGUCCUGCAGUGCCAGCAUGAGGCCAAUUUGUAAUGCUGUGCCAACAGAGUGAUUGGCAUGCCUCAUCUUAAGAAUGUAUUGGCCAGUACAACACAUUUAUGGUUGGUCCUUAAGGAUAUUGGCAUGAUUUUAUGUGUUCCACACAGCUGUUUUUACCAUGCAAGCGGACCAUUCAAGCAUCUAGUGCGGAACUGUGCCUCCUUUGCCUUUUUGUUAAAACUUCCUAGCUUGGGAAUAAAUUUGCAGUGGCUAGAACUCAGAAACCGGAGAGGAGCUGGACGAGGGUUCAGGUAUUCUACCCUAGGAUUCAGCAUCCAGGGCACAGUUUUGUAUCCCAAUUAUCUGUCCUCAACAAAGAUGUGAUCUGAACUGCUUUAUUAUUGACACAAAUAAUUUUGCAAAUUAAAUAUAAACAAAUGAACCUGACCUAAUAUUUCUGUUGGCAGUAUCUGGUUUUCUUUGGCAUACAUUGACGUGUAGAUCCUCAGUUAAUAAUCUAACCACUAUUGGCUCUCAGGAUCCUGGCCUGGGAAUGCAUCCAUUUCUGUACAGAUAAGGGGGCGAUGUCUGACAUAGAAUGGAAAUGGCUGUGCUUGACAGAGAGGCUGUGGGCAGCUGGGGCCCCACCUUGGAGAGAGACCUGCCAACAUCCAUGAAGAACGUAGUGGGUAGAACCUGUGGAGGUCCUAGGUGUGGGGGCACAAUGCCCCCAGUGUUAGGAGGAGCAAAGAGUGGAGAUGGCCUGGGCUGAAACUCUGCAUAGGCUGGGAGUCCAGCUGAGGGAUCAUAGAAAGAUCCAUAAUACUUUCACCCUAUCCCCUAAGUUUUAAAGCUAAGUGUUGGGAACUUUUGAGGGCUUUUCUUACUUAGUUGGAGUCCAGUCUCUGGCAUCUCCCCAGAAUAACAGAUCAGUUAUAUACUGUAGAAGGUUAGCUAACCUGCAUUAGAUACUUGAGGCUUGUUGACUUCCUCUACUGCUAGCAGAUAUAGCUGUAAAGCAACUUGUACAGUAAGAAUUAUGUACCUAUUGCUAUCAGGUUGCGCACCAAAGGAGAGGCAUAUAGGAAAAUGUAGGUAAUCAACAGACAGUCUAGAUUAAAUAAUUAUUCCAAUUAUUUGUGUGUGCAACAAAAUUUUCUAAAGCAUAUAAACCCUUACAAUGUCUUACACAAGAAAAAAAAACUUUGGUGAUUUAUUUUCAGAUGGGGUAGUUGACUUUGUAAAGAGAGAUGCUGAAUUAUAAUCAAUCUCAAGACCAUGCAUUCUCCUGGACUGAAUAGAGAUUUAGGAUUCCUGCUUUAUUACCAAUUCUGAUUUCACCACGCCUUCUGUCUCUGAGCACAGCACACCUAAUCCAAUUAUGCUUGCUAUUGACAUUUACCUGCUGUUGCCAUUAGAUGUCUGAAUUCACUCUUCUCUACUUAAGGACAGGUGGACUCACAUUUUUGUUAUAUCUGAAGAAGUGAGCUGUGACUCACCCUGCCAGAAAUGUUGUUAGUCUUUAGGGUGCUACUGUGGAAAUAAUUUUCAAAAGGUCAGCAUAUCAGAAGGUAGAAGUAGUAUUCUCCCUCCACAAGGAUUAGGUAGAUUAUCCACAAGACUCUUUUAUGUACAUGCUAUGCUAGUAGCCUUUAUUAACUGCAGUUUAUAAGCAAACCACCUAUUUUCAUACUGGUAUGACUGCUUCAAAAAAUUUUUUAAGAACCUAGUUCCUAAAACAGGAGUUGCUUGUCAGAUGGUAAAGCGUACCAUACUUGUACAUCAAAUGUAAGGACAAGCUAAGGAUGGAGUGUUGUAUAAUUUCACUGUAGAAUAAAUUAUUCUUAAUGGAAAGAUUUCUUUUAAUUUAGUCCAAUUUAUAUUAUUUUGUUUCAGCUUCCAAGUUGCUACUAAAAAACAACAACCCUACAAGGCCUUGUGAAAUUACUGUAAAUGUUGUCUGGAAGGGGACACUAGAAUAAAUGGCAGGGCCAGUCUCUCAGGAAAGUUUUCUGAUACUUUUCUAGUCAUCAGAGGGUGGGAAUGACAGAAAAAGUCCUUUCUUGCUUUAGUUCAAGAAGCAUUGCAGCUGGGGCACAACCCAGGGGACAAAUGUGACUUAUUCCCACCCCCACCCCCACCCCCCAGCAGGCUCCAGCAGUUUCAAGAACA
Sphaerodactylus townsendi is the source of this 4225-nucleotide messenger RNA. RefSeq names its product RUN and FYVE domain containing 2 (gene RUFY2). The transcript is spliced from 18 exons. Bases 4 to 1923 code for a protein of 639 amino acids. NCBI's taxonomy places the organism in Eukaryota, Metazoa, Chordata, Lepidosauria, Squamata, Sphaerodactylidae. The record is from RefSeq and is a predicted model, not a curated record. Gene Ontology annotation, cellular component: cytoplasm. Gene Ontology annotation, molecular function: metal ion binding.